CAAGGGUGACCCGAGCCACGGCGGUCGGUUGAGGGGACUGGGGUGGUGGGGGACGGGAUGGAGCCAAGCCAGAUGGAAAAGAAGGUUUCGGAGCUUAGUCAGUCUCAGCGAACCAAAAUUCAUUCGCUGCUCACAGUCCCUUUUCUUCGCACCAGCGACACCCGGGCUAACGACAAUGUGGCCGAAACAAGAAACUUGGACUCCAUCUCUCAGGCGUCUUCCUCUCGGCAAUCCUCGAUGAGGACUGAUUUAUCUAGGGAUGGGAGCAAGGAGGGUACAGGCCGAAAGCUGUUGAACAUGCUGAGGAAAACGCUUAAAGGAAGUGAGAGUAAGGACUUGGAAGUGGUACAGGACAUGCCAGCUUUGGUUCCAUUUGGUGAUGUGGUUGGCUGCCUAGCUGUUCAUAUAAGGAGAUGCAGACAUUUUUCACCGAGGAUCAACUUACAGCGUUUCACAAAUGUGUUUAUUCGCAUCACGGUAAACAAGAUCAUGAAAUACACUAAAGCUCAUUCCUUGAAUUGUAAGAAUAAUGAGAAGAGACCUGGAAUUAAGUUUGAAGAAGUGAAAUACUUCUCUGUACAGGUUCCGAGACGUCAAGAUGAUGGAAGGAAUAUGAUUUAUUUGGAACUAAUGAAAUUUGAUCAUUUGGAAGCAUAUCCUGCAGUGUUGGGAAGUUUUAGCUUACAUCUUUAUGAAGUAAUUCAGAAGGGAUGCUUCACAGAAGAAUUUCUUAUGAAGAUUAGAAACCUGGUUGUCUGCAAGGUUGAAGUAGAAUUUAUGUUUUCCUAUGGAAACUUUGGUUAUGGCUUUUCACAUCAGUUAAAACCACUUCAGAAGUUGAUUCAGCCAUCCAUGUUUAUGCAUGUCCCCCCACCUGUGGAAAGAACAGACCCUCUAACAAAUGUUAUCACACCACAACUAAUAGAAUAUCCAGCGUUCCUAUCCCCAGACUUGAAUGUUACUGUUGGAACACAACCAAAACAGACUCAUUCAUCAUCUCCCAUCCGACUUGAAAAACUUCAGCAACAACCUCGAGACAGGCUUGACAGAAUGAAGAAAGAGUACAGAAAUUUGAAAACAUGGGAAGAAAAAUCUAAGUAUUUAGACCAAAUUCUUCGCAUGAAAUCAGAACUGAAAGAAUUUCCUGACUCUAAUGAUGUUGAUGGCAAUGAAGUGUUUGUAAAGUAUGAUCCUCCAUCUCUAGCAAGUUUCUCUCAGCCACCAGAAUUCUCAUUAAAAAAGCAAGAGGAUAAACCUCUUCCAUCUGAGUUUCCUGUCAAAAUGCCUGAAGCUAAGAAGAGCCUGGCAGAAAUGAGAGAGGAGCCUCCAGAUCUUCUUCAAGAAGGUGUUGAAACAAAAAAUGAAAGCCUUCCUCUUGAGCGAACUACCCCUUUACCUCCUGUUUCAUUAAGAGAAAAAGAAAUCUGUGUAGAAUCUAUAGAGGGAAGAGAUGAUGAAUUUGAAAACACUAGACUUAAAGGAGAAACGUCAGGAAGAUGGACCACAGAUUCAACUUCACCAGAAGUAAAGCCAACGCAGAGCCAUCCACCAGGAAGAAGAAACUUCAUUCAAUCAGAAACAAAGUUGAAAAGUAUCAUUUUAAGCCCAUUUAAAAAAAAGUGCACAGAUGAACUUGAAAUAGAAACAAAAAGGCAAACUUUAAAGCAAGAAAACAAAAUGAGUUCAGAACUUCUUCAGGAUCUAAAAGAGGACACGGAAACAGUUGCAAGGAUGCAUCUUUCUCGACAUGUUUCCUUUAAUGUUUUGCAAGAAGCUACAGAAUUAUCCUGGAGUGAAGAUCUGCUAAAAGAAGAUAAGUUUGAAGAAGAUACUUACUCGGAUGAAGCUAAUGAGGGUGAAGAAAAGGAAAAGUACAAGGAGGGAAUAGGUGAGAGGAAUAAAGCAGAGGAAGAAAAGAGUGGGAACACCAACUAUCGUGGCUUACAGGGAACUUGGACUUGGAGGAGCACCCAGUAGACACCAGCCAGGAUUCUUCAAAUAAUAAAAAGGAAGAUUUGCAUUUGACCAUCUAAGCAUCUUGAAAACGCAAAAGCAAAAGGCUAAGUUUGACUUGGGAAGAAGCCCAGAUGAUAACUAAUACCCAUUUAAAAACCUUGCAAGACCAAAUACUGCUCCAGAGUUUAAUAAAUGAAUGAACUCACAUAAAUCAUCAACAUUUCUGUAUAUUGCCAACAAAAUCCAGCAGCAAGAGCUGGGAAAACAAAUUACAUUUGAAAUAACUGUCAACAACAUCAAAUACUUGAAAGACUACCUACCAAAAAAAUCCUCAGGAACAGUAUGAACACAAUUGCAAAGCACUUCACACAAAUAAAAUCAGAUUUAAACAACUGGGAAAACAUAUUGCGCAUGGGUGAGCUAAGCCAAAACAAUAAAAGUGACAAUUCUACCUAAAUUAAUUUACUUACUCAGUGCCAUACCAAACUACCAAAAAUUAUUUUAUAGAAAUAGAAAAUAAUAACAAAAUUUAUCUGGAAGAAUAAAAGGUUAAGAAUAUCAAGGGAAUUAAUGGAAAAAAGUGUGAAGGAAAAGGGCCUAGCCAUACUAGAUCUCAAAUUGUAUUAUAAAGUGGUAAUCAUCAGAGUUUAACAAAAGAUUGAAAGAAAGCCUUAGGAAAUUUACAAUCCCGUGAGUGAUUUCAGUAGGCUUAUUUUGUGUAUAAUCAGAAAAAAGACCUAGAAGUCUUGAAAAAGUUCAAUCAUUUGUCAUAUUCUACAGUUGUUAAACAGUUCAUAUGUGAAACAGAAGUAUGAGGAUGGUAUGAAGUAUAUCAUGAAUCUCCUUACUAAUGAAAUUGUAUAUGGGUCAGUCCUCUUAGCAGUUCACUACAAAAUUUCAUCUUGUUAGAGUUAUUUUCACUGAAACACAAAAUAUUUAUGA
Trichosurus vulpecula (common brushtail) is the source of this 2898-nucleotide messenger RNA. RefSeq names its product C2 calcium-dependent domain-containing protein 6-like. The transcript has a single exon. Bases 58 to 1977 code for a protein of 639 amino acids. The record is from RefSeq and is a predicted model, not a curated record. NCBI's taxonomy places the organism in Eukaryota, Metazoa, Chordata, Mammalia, Diprotodontia, Phalangeridae.